CAAUCAUCCAAAUCUAAAAUAUCAUCUACAGCUACAAUAUGAACUCCAACUUCACCGAAAAGAUGGGCUACAACGGCUACCCUGCCUACCAACCGCCCUUCCAACCAUACCAACAGCCCUACCCUCAAUACUCCUACCAACCAGCACAGCCAUACUACACCCAAGGCCCACCCCAACAACAAUAUCCCGGUCCACGCGCCUACGAAGUAACCUUCACCAGCUGGUCAGGCCGACACAUGCGCAUCACCGAAGAAACCCGCGAGGGCCCGCUCGCAUACACCGCAGACCUACACAACCGCAAACCACACAUUAUCUUCCAAGCCGAAGGCACAGCAAACCUCCCAGCAACAGUCACAUACCACAACUUCCGCAGCACAAUCGACCUGAGCAUCAACGGGGCCGACCUAUCCCUCCGCAGUGAAAGCAAAUGGAAGCACCAGUACGCCUUUGACUCGCUCGCCAUCCAGGGCAAGCAUCUCGUUUGGAAGAGCCGGUCGUGCUCGAUGAAUAUGGAGUGUACCGACGAGAGCGGGAAUGUGUAUGCCAAGUUCACGGCACACAACAAGGGGUGGAGUGGGAAGAAGGCCGGGCGGUUGGAGAUCUUCCCCGCUGCGGCGGUUGGGGGGAAGGGUCUUGCUGAUGAGUUGGUUGUUACGUGUCUGGCGAAUGUUUAUCUCAUUCUGCAGCGGACGACGGCGGCAAAUUCGGCGGCUAGUGCUAGUGCCGGUGCUGCUGCUGCUACUUCUGUCUCUGUCUAGAUUUCUUUUGUGUUUUUUUGUUCUAUAUCCCUGUUAGCGUGUUUUCACUAUAGAUCUUGAUGUUAAUAUACCAUUGCGUGUCUGGAUUUAUCAUAUCUAUAUAGUAUAUGUAUUCCAAGGUUAAACCAAAUAUACCAGUAGCUAUAUCUCUGGGUAUAGUCCAUAAAAAUUA
Messenger RNA from Aspergillus versicolor CBS 583.65, 930 nucleotides. RefSeq lists its product as uncharacterized. The coding region runs from base 39 to 758 and encodes 239 amino acids. NCBI's taxonomy places the organism in Eukaryota, Fungi, Ascomycota, Eurotiomycetes, Eurotiales, Aspergillaceae. The record is from RefSeq and is a predicted model, not a curated record. The transcript has a single exon.